Molecule: messenger RNA, 2644 nt
Organism: Oldenlandia corymbosa var. corymbosa
Lineage: Eukaryota; Viridiplantae; Streptophyta; Magnoliopsida; Gentianales; Rubiaceae
Source: the annotation of a GenBank genome assembly
UUUUAAUACAAAUUGAAUUAAAAGUUAAAAUACAAACUGAACAAUAAUAUGGAGACAAAGGUAGUGCUAGCCUUCUUAUAGACACAUUUGAACAUUUCUUUCAAACUUCAGCUCUCUCUCUCUCUCUCCCCGAGCUCUUUCUUUGAAUCUUCUUCUUUCAAGUGCUUUCAUUUCUCCCGCAAUAUAGCUUGCUGUUUUCCCUCCUCAUACUCAUAUUUCUUAUUUCCAGUCACAAAUCCUAUUUGAUUAAGAAAUAAGUUAGAUACAUCUUCUCGAGAGGGUAUUGGAAGAACUAGAACCUUGAUCAUCAAGGAAAAAAAAAAAAUCCAUGGCCGGGGCAGCUUCAGGCACAACUCGGUCUUUACAAGAAACUCCCACUUGGGCUUUGGCUACUGUUUGUUUCGUCUUCAUCUCUCUUGGGAUUGCAAUUGAACAUUUGAUCCAUCUUAUUGGCCAUUGGCUCAAGAAGCGCAGGAAAAAUGCUUUAUUUGAAGCAGUGGAGAAGCUCAAAUCAGUUCUAAUGUUGUUGGGAUUUAUGUCAAUUACACUGGCGGUGACACAAAGGCAAAUAUCCAAAAUUUGUGUUCCAAUCAAGGUUGCAAAUUCAAUGCUUCCAUGCCGGAAAAUAGCCUAUCCCCAAUCCGCCAAAUCCUUUGAUCAUGAUGAUAAUCAGCAGAGUUGGGCCACCUUUGAUGGUGAACACUUUAGCCCUCCAAGAAUUCUGGCGGCCUCAGCCGCCGCCGGUGCCACCAAUUAUUCAACUGAUCACUGUGCCUCUAAGGGAAUGGAGUCUUUGAUAUCCACAACGGGACUAAAUGAGCUAAACAUCUUCAUAUUUGUGCUGGCGGUAAUGCAGAUUGUGUAUAGUGUUAUUACAAUGGCACUUGGCAGAGCCAAGAUGAAACGUUGGAAACAUUGGGAGAAAGAAACCCAGACGGUGGAGUACAUGGCUGCCAAUGAUCCAGAGAGAUUUAGGUUCACAAGACAAACAACAUUUGGAAGGCGGCACAUGAGUGCUUGCACUGAAACCUCAGCUCAGUUAUGGAUUAAAUGCUUCUUCCGACAAUUCUUCCAUUCGGUGGCAAAAGUUGACUACCUCACGUUGCGUCAUGGUUUCAUUUCGGCUCAUUUAUCAACCACAAACAAGACCUUCAAUUUCCAAAAAUACAUUCAAAGGUCUCUCGAAGAUGAUUUCAAAGUGGUAGUUGGCAUCAGCCCAUUCAUGUGGUUCGUUGUUGUCAUCUUCUUGCUUGUUGAUGUACACGGUUGGAACGUCUACCUCUGGGUGUCAUUUCUCCCUCUGAUUGUGGUCCUUGCUAUAGGAACAAAACUAGAAAUGAUAGUGGCGAAAAUGGCACUGAGACUGAAAGAUCAGAACUCAGUUGUGAGAGGAACCCCUGUGGUUGAACCCCAUGAUGGACUUUUCUGGUUCAGCGAUCCUCAAUUCGUCUUGACUCUGCUCCAUUUCACUCUUUUUACGAACGCAUUUGAAUUUGCCUUCUUCGUUUGGGUCACGCUUCAAUUCGGGAUCAAAUCUUGCUAUCAUGAAAGUGUGGAAGUCAUCGUCAUCAGAGUCGUAUUAGCGGUUAUGGUACAGGUGGUCUGUAGUUAUAUAACACUUCCCCUCUAUGCUCUUGUAACACAGGUUAUAAUCGAAGUUUGAUCACUCACCGAUUUUAUUUUAAGCACAUUACAUUUAUCAUAACGUUCAUGAAUUUAUUAUCAUUGCUCCCUCCAUCUCGAAAUUAAUGUCCAGUUUGAAUUUUUAUUUUUAGUUCAAAUUGUAUUAAAAGUGAAAACUGGAUAAUAAUUUAGAGACAGCGGAAUAUAUCAUAACAUAAUCUUACCUCUUAUAUUUUGGGCAGAUGGGUACAAAAUUCAAGAAGGCAGUGCUUGAAGAACACACAGUGCACGCCAUAAAGGAAUGGCAUGAAGAUGUGAAGAAGAAAAGGAACCAAAAAAGACCAAUUUCGCCUAAUUCCAAGUCUCCUUUAAGUCAAGUUCAUGGUGAAUUUUCGUCGACUACUGCGAGGACCAUCAGCACAAAUAGUACUACCUCUGAUUUCUCCUCAUCCCAUAAGAGAAUUCCUACUUUAUCAGAUUUUGCUGGAAAGGAAAUCAUCCCAGAACAGCCCAAUCAAGAAGAAAAUGAAGAACAACAAGAACAAGAACAAGAAGUAGUAGUACGAGUUCAGAAUGGAAAUGUUGAUAAUGAGGAAGACGAUAUUGUGGAGAUCUCAGUUGUUUCUCCAAUUGAUAAUCAGGAGGUAGAAAUUCAAGUAACUGAGGUGGUUAGGAACAUUUCUCCAUCAAGAUCUUGAUCAAAUUGGAGUUUUUUGGGUUACUUAAAAUAUAGACACAGAAUUCAUAGGAGGAUUUAUAAGAGAUUAUAUUGAUACGAAAUCAGUCAGUUAGUCCAUAAAUGUCAAUGUGUUUUAUUAACUUGUUAUGGAUCCAUCUUUACAUUAUUGUACAUUGGGAAAUAUAAAUAUACACUCCACUUCUUUGCCAAAGUCGGAUCCGAAUCUUGAAUAUUAGUCGACAUUCUUUUAAAAUUUCCUUCUUUUUAAUGAAGGUUGUAGUAAAACUUGUAGUUGAUAUAUUCAGUUUAUAACAAGAUCUCUUCUGUCUACUUCAAAAUCCG